AAGAGAGAGAGCACAGUGUGUUUGUCGUCUGGUAAAGCACAUCUCAAGUGAUACAUCUAAUAUUUGUAACUGGACAGUACAGAACGGAAGAACGGCACUUUGUGUCUCAUUUUGGUGGUUAAACCUACUGUGCUGCAGGAUCUCACCUGGACUCUUAUCCUCAGAAUUUUCAUCUCAUUCACCUGUUUAAUCAUCAUUCCUAUAAUGCUGUCCGUCUGGCUUCUCUUGCCUUUCUGGUUGGGUUUUCUCUCUCACUCCUCUAUAGAAGAGGGCCUGGAAUUCCCCAAUUUUGAUGGCAAGGAACGAGUCCUUGAUGUGAAUGAGAGGAACUAUAAGAAAGCGCUUAAAAAGUUCGACAUGAUGUGUUUGCUUUACCAUGAACGCCUGCCUUCAGAUAAGGAGCUCCAGCAGCAGUUUCACAUGAGGGAGAUUGUUCUGGAGCUUGCAGCUCAAGUUCUGGAGGACAAGGAUAUUGGUUUUGGUAUGGUAGAUUCACAUAAAGAUGCCAAGGUGGCCAAAAGGCUUGGUCUGGAGGAGGAGGGAAGCAUCUAUGUGUUUAAAGAUGAAAGAGUGAUUGAGUUUGAUGGAGAGCUUUCUGCAGAUACACUGAUUGAGUUCCUGCUGGAUCUGCUAGAGGACCCAGUGGAGUUGAUCAGUAACCCCAUGGAGCAACGUGCUUUUGAGCGAAUGGAUGAAGACAUACGCCUUAUUGGCUACUUCAAAGGCGAAGACACAGAGCACUACAAAGCUUUUCAGGUGGCUGCAGAGAAGUUUCAACCAUAUGUCAAAUUUUUUGCCACAUAUGACAAAGGGGUGGCAAAACUAUUUACUCUAAAAAUGAAUGAAAUCGAUUUCUAUGAGCCCUUCAUGGAGGAUCCCGUUACCAUUCCUGGCAAACCCAAUUCUGAAGAGGAAAUAGUGGACUUUGUUAAUAAGCACAGGAGGCCCACUCUGAGAAAGCUUCGUUCUGAGGACAUGUUUGAGACCUGGGAGGAUGACAUGGAUGGAAUCCACAUUGUUGCCUUUGCUGAGGAGGAAGAUCCAGAUGGUUAUGAAUUUUUGGAGAUUCUGAAGGAGGUGGCUAGGUACAAUACUGAAAACCCUGAUCUGAGCAUAGUGUGGAUUGAUCCUGAUGAAUUCCCUCUGUUAACUACCUACUGGGAAAAGACCUUUAAGGUGGACCUCUUCAGACCCCAGAUUGGUGUGGUGAAUGUGACCGAUGCUGACAGUGUGUGGUUGAAUAUGCCUAAUGAUGAAGCUCUACCCUCGGCUGAGGAGCUGAAGGACUGGAUGGAGGACGUUCUUUCUGGAAAGGUCAACACUGAGGAUGAUGAUGAUGACGACGAUGAUGAUGAUGAUGAAAAAAGCAAUGAUGAUAGUAGCGAUGAAGACGACGAUGAUGACGAUUAAUGGCUAUACACAAAACUAAUCUAUAAUCAUAGAAAACUUAUUUAGCUGUAACUCAGUCAGAACUAUCUUUGAUUCUAGUAUUCGUAUAGUAGAGAUGUUAUCCAUUUUAAAGACUGAAGGGCUAUUUAGUCCUGAUUUAACUACAUUUAUUUGAUAAAUGUCUGCAUUGCCAGUCAGAUGCAAAACAUAUAACUGUAUAAUUACUUAAGAUUAUUUUUGCUGCUGAUUUUUCAUCAAAUUACAGUAAUGGUAAUGGUAAUUGUUUUUUUAAAAAAAAAGGGUAUUGCUUGGAGUUCUAUGCUUGGCCUGUUCUGGAAAGACUUCAGAUGUGUCAUUGUUUUCAAUAAAGGUUAUCAUUUUAGUUUUGUGAUUGUCUCAUGCAGGUCCAUCCCAAGCAUAGCGAUAGUUUUCGUCACGGAGCCUGGUGAAGCCAGACCGUUUUCAGUGCCCUAAGGACAGCCCUGGUAUAUCAUCAGAAAUGUUAUUUGAAAAGCCUCAGAAUUCAUGAUCUUGAAAAAAGACUGGGUGUAAUUUGAUGUUCUCAAAAAAAAAUUGCUGUUAUUUUUUUAAAAUUUGAAAAUAUUUUGUGUGAAUUCACCUAAAGAAAAUUCAGGUUGUGAAAUUCAAGUUUUUAUUAUUUAAGGUGUGGAUUUAAGGUUGUGAAAUUCAGGUCUCAAUAUUCAGGUGGUUGAAAACGGGUUGAGAAAUUCAGGUGGCAAAUAUGUGGAUGACAUCCAGGAAUGCAAGGAAGAGUAAACAAACGUUGAUGUAAUCCUUCUCUCUUGAACAAUUGCAAAGCAAUGGAAACAGCUCAAAAAAUAUUUUAAAUGAAAUAAUUAAUAUAUACAGUAUAAUAUACAUACAGUAUAUAGUAGUAAAUAUAUAUAGCCUUUAAUAAGGUGCAAAACAUAUUUUCUUUGCUCUUUGGCAAUUCACACUGAACAAAUCUGCUGAAAAGGCAAUUAAAACGAUUCACUUACAUGCUUACAUGACCAGAUAAUGUAGUAUAUUUGUAUCAAGUUGAGUAUACAUUAAUCAGGUGUAAUCAAUGAAAACAUUGUUGAUUUGUACCAUAGUUAUGUCUGCUUUACUCGGCUUUAUUGUGUGAUAA
Xyrauchen texanus (razorback sucker) is the source of this 2521-nucleotide messenger RNA. Its product is annotated as calsequestrin-2-like. Gene Ontology annotation, molecular function: calcium ion binding. The coding region runs from base 205 to 1410 and encodes 401 amino acids. The record is from RefSeq and is a predicted model, not a curated record. Gene Ontology annotation, biological process: regulation of cardiac muscle contraction by regulation of the release of sequestered calcium ion. Gene Ontology annotation, cellular component: sarcoplasmic reticulum lumen. The transcript is spliced from 11 exons. NCBI's taxonomy places the organism in Eukaryota, Metazoa, Chordata, Actinopteri, Cypriniformes, Catostomidae.